Protopterus annectens (West African lungfish) is the source of this 1895-nucleotide messenger RNA. RefSeq names its product ubiquitin conjugating enzyme E2 F (putative) (gene UBE2F). Gene Ontology annotation, cellular component: nucleus. The transcript is spliced from 10 exons. The coding region runs from base 308 to 865 and encodes 185 amino acids. The record is from RefSeq and is a predicted model, not a curated record. Lineage: Eukaryota; Metazoa; Chordata; Ceratodontiformes; Protopteridae. Gene Ontology annotation, molecular function: NEDD8 transferase activity. Gene Ontology annotation, biological process: protein neddylation.
GAAUUGCACAGGGGAGUAAACAUCCUGACGGAACGCACGACACUGCUUCCGGAUUCUGUACAGCUGUUACUAACUUUUUAAAACGUUAAAGCAAUAAAAAAUAGGGAGCCAGAAAAUACAGUGGGAAUUGCAUAAUCUGUCUGCUGUGCAAGUUCAUCAGUAAAUGGUGGUAACCUGCCAAGGUAGAAUAAGGGAGUUACUUUAUCAGAAGGUCGGGGCUAUGCUGUGAGGAGCAAAAGGGUUUUCCACACAGCAGAGACAGUGUAAAAGAGCCCGGUAGCGGACUGUGUAUGACAGAGUAGCAACCAUGCUGACACUGUCAAGCAAAUUAAAGCGUGAGGACGGAUUAAAAGGUACUCGCACGUCAAGUCAGGCUUCAGAUUCCGCACGUAGAGUAUCUGUCAGAGACAAACUGCUUAUUAAAGAAGUUGCAGAACUUGAAGCCAAUUUGCCUUGUACGUGUAAAGUGAAUUUUCCUGAUGCAAACAAACUACACUCCUUUCAUUUAACUGUCACACCAGAUGAAGGUUAUUACCAUAGUGGAAGAUUUCAGUUUGAAAUUGAAGUACCUGAUGCAUAUAAUAUGGUGCCUCCGAAGGUAAAAUGUUUGACAAGAAUUUGGCAUCCAAACAUAACAGAGACUGGGGAAAUCUGUUUAAGUCUACUGAGAGAACAUUCAAUUGACGGCACUGGCUGGGCUCCAACAAGAACUCUGAAGGAUGUUGUAUGGGGACUGAAUUCAUUAUUUACUGAUCUUUUGAAUUUUGAUGAUCCAUUAAAUAUUGAAGCUGCAGAGCACCAUUUAAGGGAUAAGGAAGAUUUCCGAAAUAAAGUUGAAGAGUACAUUAAGAAUUAUGCUAGAUGAUGAACAAAAGAUCUCACUAGGACAUUAACUGAAGAGUGGAACACAGCUGCCAAUGAUAAAACUGUAUUAUAAUAAAGUUGUAAAAAAAAAUACUAAAAAUGACUGCGUGGCUACAAGAAGUAAAUCUCUCAAGUAUCCCCACCUAAUUUCAGUAAACCAAAUCUUCAGCUUGAAUUACGGCAACUGACCAUCUUUGGAUGAAGCUCUGGUUACUCUCAGCUCAAGCUCAAAUAUUUACUUAAAAAAUAAAGACCUAACACAGUAUAUCUGCAUUAUAAACUUGGAUGUUUCCUUUGCAUGUGAUGUGUUGCAUUUACUUGAAACUUUUACAAUAAAUGUUCUACCAUCUCUUUAUCCAAGUACAGAAGAAGGUGAGUGUGGGAUCUACAGGAGUGUUCACAUUUUUAAGAUCUCCUGUAUAUGAUUGAUUUGUGUGGUCUUUAUGGUCUUUCACGCACCAUAAUAAAAAUAUAAAUCCAAUGCAUUUUUAAUCUUGUAAUGGAAGGGCUCUCUAUUAGGAUAUGCAUGCUGAAUUGCAAGUCCUCUCUUCAUGUUUACUAAUAAUUGCUGGGUUCAUGUAUGAAUGGUAAGGUGUUUGUAUUAUGUAUAUACAUAAAUCAGAAAUAUAAGUCAAAGAAGAUUUUUGAUAAAUUUGAUUCAUUCAAGGGUUGCAGCUUAGUCUAUGCAGCUGCCUGUCCCCUUUCUCUUUUCCCCCUGUCCUAUGAGGCAUGUGUAAACUACUCUGCAUAUCUACUGUCCACCAUCUCACCAGCAGUGCAAUCCAGAGCUAAUCCAUCCUGUUUUUAAAGCCAUAUUUGUCGAUGUUGAUUUUAAAUCUUCCUGUUUCCAAAGCUUACCCAUAACAAUGCUUGUUUGCUAGCCUAUUUACCCAUAUGUGAGAAGACAGUAAAUCUAACUUCAACUGCUGUUGAUGUGUCAAGCAACAGGAAAGCUGUCAUUGCUAUAAUAUGUAGCAAGAACAAAGAAAUAAAACUGGAAAAAUAUAAAGAUUUUGAUAAUUGUAGUCAUA